This is a messenger RNA of Cynocephalus volans (Philippine flying lemur), 7875 nucleotides long. It is a transcript of the gene NOTCH1, whose product is annotated as notch receptor 1. The coding region runs from base 1 to 7659 and encodes 2552 amino acids. Lineage: Eukaryota; Metazoa; Chordata; Mammalia; Dermoptera; Cynocephalidae. Gene Ontology annotation, biological process: regulation of DNA-templated transcription; multicellular organism development; Notch signaling pathway. Gene Ontology annotation, cellular component: membrane. The transcript has 34 exons. The record is from RefSeq and is a predicted model, not a curated record. Gene Ontology annotation, molecular function: calcium ion binding; signaling receptor activity; Notch binding.
AUGCCGCCGUUCCUGGCGCCCCUGCUCUGCCUGGCGCUGCUGCCCGCGCUCGCCGCACGAGGCCUGCGAUGCUCCCAGCCAGGGGAGACCUGCUUGAAUGGCGGGAAGUGUGAAGUGGCCAGCGGCACCGAGGUCUGCGUCUGCAGUGAGGCCUUUGUGGGCCAGCGAUGCCAGGCCCCCAACCCGUGCCUCAGCACCCCGUGCAGGAAUGCCGGCACAUGCCACGUGGUGGACCGCGGUGGCUUGGUGGACUACACCUGUGUCUGCCCCCUGGGCUUCUCUGGGCCCCUCUGCCUGACGCCCCUCAACAAUGCCUGCCUCACCAACCCCUGCCGCAACGGGGGCACCUGCGACCUGCUCACACUCACGGAGUACAAGUGCCGCUGCCCCCCAGGCUGGUCAGGAAAGUCGUGCCAGCAAGCUGACGCAUGCGCCUCUAACCCCUGUGCCAACGGCGGCCAGUGCCUGCCCUUCGAGGCCUCGUACAUCUGCCACUGCCCAGCCGGCUUCCACGGCCCCACCUGCAGGCAGGAUGUCAACGAGUGCAGCCAGAACCCGGGGCUCUGCCGCCACGGGGGCACCUGCCACAACGAGGUCGGCUCUUACCGCUGCACCUGCCGUGCCACCCACACCGGCCCCCACUGUGAGCUGCCCUACGUGCCCUGCAGCCCCUCACCCUGCCAGAAUGGGGGCACCUGCCGCCCCACAGGGGACACCACCCAUGAGUGUGCCUGUCUGCCAGGCUUUACUGGCCAGAACUGCGAGGAAAAUAUCGAUGACUGCCCAGGAAACAGCUGCAGGAACGGGGGUGACUGCGUGGACGGCGUGAACACCUACAACUGCCGCUGCCCCCCAGAGUGGACGGGUCAGUACUGCACAGAGGAUGUGGAUGAGUGUCAGCUCAUGCCCAACGCCUGCCAGAACGGCGGGACCUGCCACAACACCCACGGCGGCUACAACUGCGUGUGUGUCAACGGCUGGACUGGCGAGGACUGCAGCGAGAACAUCGACGACUGUGCCAGUGCCGCCUGCUUCCACGGUGCCACCUGCCAUGACCGUGUGGCCUCCUUCUACUGCGAGUGCCCCCACGGGCGCACGGGUCUGCUGUGCCACCUCAAUGAUGCCUGCAUCAGCAACCCCUGCAAAGAGGGUUCCAACUGUGACACCAACCCUGUCAAUGGCAAAGCCAUCUGCACCUGCCCCUCGGGUUACACGGGGCCAGCCUGCAGCCAGGAUGUGGACGAGUGUGCACUGGGUGCCAACCCCUGUGAGCAUGCAGGCAAGUGCAUCAACACACUGGGCUCCUUUGAAUGCCAGUGUCUGCAGGGCUACACGGGCCCCCGCUGCGAGAUUGAUGUCAACGAGUGCAUCUCGAACCCAUGCCAGAAUGACGCCACCUGCCUGGACCAGAUUGGGGAGUUCCAGUGCAUCUGCAUGCCUGGCUACGAGGGCGUGUACUGCGAGGUGAACACAGAUGAGUGCGCCAGCAGCCCCUGCCUCCAUGGCGGCCACUGCCUGGACAGGAUCAAUGAGUUCCUAUGCCAGUGUCCCACGGGCUUUACGGGGCACCUGUGUCAGCAUGAUGUGGACGAGUGCGCCAGCACACCCUGCCGGAAUGGAGCCAAGUGCCUGGAUGGGCCCAACACCUACACCUGCGUGUGCACAGAAGGCUACACAGGGACGCACUGCGAGGUGGACAUUGACGAGUGUGACCCUGACCCCUGUCACUACGGCUCCUGCAAGGACGGUGUCGCUGCCUUCACCUGCCUGUGCCGGCCGGGCUACACAGGCCACCACUGUGAGACCAAUGUCAAUGAGUGCUACAGCCAGCCCUGCCGCCACGGGGGCACCUGCCAGGACCGCGACAACGCCUACAUCUGCUUCUGCCUGAAGGGGACCACAGGACCCAACUGUGAGAUCAACCUGGAUGACUGUGCCAGCAACCCCUGUGAUGCAGGCACCUGCCUGGACAAGAUCGAUGGCUAUGAGUGCGUGUGCGAGCCUGGCUACACGGGUAGCAUGUGCAGCAUCGACAUUGAUGAGUGUGCGGGCAACCCCUGCCACAACGGGGGCACCUGUGAGGACGGCAUCAAUGGCUUCACCUGCCGCUGCCCUGAGGGCUACCAUGACCCCACGUGCCUGUCCGAGGUCAACGAGUGCAACAGCGACCCCUGCAUCCACGGGGCCUGCCGUGACAGCCUCAACGGGUACAAGUGUGACUGUGACUCUGGAUGGAGUGGCACAAACUGUGACAUCAACAACAAUGAGUGUGAGUCCAACCCGUGUGUCAAUGGUGGCAUCUGCAAGGACAUGACCAGUGGCUAUGUGUGCACCUGCCGGGAAGGCUUCAGUGGCCCCAACUGCCAGACCAACAUCAACGAGUGCGCGUCCAACCCGUGUCUGAACCAGGGCACGUGCAUCGACGACGUGGCCGGGUACAAGUGCAACUGCCCACUGCCCUACACAGGAGCCAUAUGUGAGGUGGUGCUGGCCCCGUGUGCCUCCAGCCCCUGCAGAAACAGCGGGGAGUGCAGGGAAUCUGAGGACUUCGAGAGCUUCUCCUGCAUCUGCCCCAUGGGCUGGCAAGGGCAGACCUGCGAGAUCGACAUCAAUGAGUGUGUGAAGAGCCCAUGCGGGAAUGGCGCGUCCUGCCAGAACACCGACGGGAGCUACCGCUGCCACUGCCAGGCGGGCUACACGGGGCGCACCUGUGAGACAGACAUCGAUGACUGCCGGCCUAACCCGUGUCACAACGGUGGCUCCUGCACGGACGGCAUCAACACGGCCUCCUGCGACUGCCUGCCUGGCUUCCAGGGUGCCUUCUGCGAGGAGGACAUCAACGAGUGUGCCAGCAGCCCCUGCCGCAACGGCGCCAACUGCACCGACUGCGUGAACAGCUACACGUGCACCUGCCCCACGGGCUUCAGUGGGAUCCACUGUGAGAACAAUACUCCCGACUGCACAGAGAGCUCCUGCUUCAAUGGUGGCACCUGCGUGGACGGCAUCAACUCCUUCACCUGCCUGUGUCCACCCGGCUUCACUGGCAGCUACUGCCAGCAUGACGUCAACGAGUGCGACUCCCAGCCUUGUUUGCACGGUGGCACCUGCCAGGACAGCUACGGCACCUACAAGUGCACCUGCCCCCAGGGCUACACUGGUCUCAACUGCCAGAACCUUGUGCGCUGGUGUGACUCCUCGCCCUGCAAGAACGGUGGCAAGUGCUGGCAGACCAACACCCUGUACCGCUGCGAGUGCCACAGUGGCUGGACUGGCCUUUACUGCGACGUGCCCAGUGUUUCCUGUGAGGUGGCUGCACAGAGGCAAGGUGUCGACGUUACCCACCUCUGCCAGCAUGGAGGGCUUUGUGUGAAUACGGGCAACACGCACCAUUGCCGCUGUCAGGCGGGCUACACGGGCAGCUACUGCAAGGACCUGGUGGACGAGUGCUCGCCCAGCCCUUGCCAGAACGGGGCCACCUGCACUGACUACCUGGGGGGCUACUCUUGCAAGUGUGUAGCUGGUUACCAUGGGGCAAACUGCUCUGAGGAGAUUAAUGAGUGCCUGUCCCACCCCUGCCAGAACGGGGGCACCUGCAUCGACCUCGUCAACACCUACAAGUGUUCCUGUCCCCGGGGCACGCAGGGUGUGCACUGCGAGAUCAACUUGGAUGACUGUAACCCUCUGGUCGACCCCAUCUCCCGGAGCCCCAAGUGCUUUAACAACGGCACCUGUGUGGACCAGGUAGGCGGCUACAGCUGCACCUGCCCGGCCGGCUUCGUGGGUGAGCGCUGUGAGGGGGACGUCAACGAGUGCCUGUCCAAUCCCUGCGAUGCCCGCGGCACCCAGAACUGUGUGCAGCGCGUCAACGACUUCCACUGCGAGUGCCGUGCAGGCCACACUGGGCGCCGCUGCGAGUCAGUCAUUGAUGGCUGCAAGGGCAAGCCUUGCAGGAACGGAGGCACCUGUGCCGUGGCAGCCAACACCGCCCGUGGAUUCAUCUGCAAGUGCCCAGCGGGCUUUGAGGGCGCCACGUGUGAGAAUGACGCACGCACCUGCGGCAGCCUGCGCUGCCUCAACGGUGGCACGUGCAUCUCGGGCCCGCGCAGCCCCACCUGCCUGUGCCUGGGCUCCUUCACAGGCCCCGAGUGCCAGUUCCCUGCCAGUAGCCCCUGCGUGGGUGGCAACCCCUGCUACAACCAGGGCAGCUGUGAACCCACGUCUGAGAGCCCCUUCUACCGCUGCUUGUGCCCUGCCAAGUUCAAUGGGCUCCUGUGCCACAUCCUGGACUACAGCUUUGGGGGCGGCGCUGGGCGUGACAUCCCCCCACCACAGAUCGAAGAGGCCUGCGAGCUGCCCGAGUGCCGAGAGGACGCGGGCAACAAGGUCUGCAGCCUGCAGUGCAAUAGCCACGCAUGCGGCUGGGACGGCGGUGACUGCUCCCUCAACUUCAACGACCCCUGGAAGAACUGCACGCAGUCGCUGCAGUGCUGGGAGUACUUCAGCAAUGGCCGCUGCGACAGCCAGUGCAACACGGCCGGCUGCCUCUUCGACGGCUUUGAUUGCCAGCGCAUGGAGAGCCAGUGCAACCCCCUGUAUGACCAGUACUGCAAGGACCACUUCAGCGAUGGGCACUGCGACCAGGGCUGCAACAGCGCUGAGUGCGAGUGGGACGGGCUAGACUGCGCGGAGCACGUGCCGGAGCGGCUGGCAGCCGGCACGCUGGUGGUGGUGGUGCUGAUGCCACCCGAGCAGCUGCGCAACAACUCCUACCACUUCCUGCGCGAGCUCAGCCGUGUCCUGCACACCAAUGUGGUCUUCAAGCGCGACGCUCAGGGCCAGCAGAUGAUCUUCCCCUACUAUGGCCAUGAGGAGGAGCUGCGCAAGCACCCCAUCAGACGCGCUGCCGAGGGCUGGGCCACGCCUAGCUCCCUGCUCGGCCAGGUGAAGGCCUCACUGCUCCCCAGAAGCGGGAGUGGGCGCCGGCGCAGGGAGCUGGACCCCAUGGACAUCCGCGGGUCCAUCGUCUACCUGGAGAUCGACAACCGGCAGUGUGUUCAGUCGUCCUCACAGUGCUUCCAGAGCGCCACCGAUGUGGCCGCCUUCCUAGGGGCGCUCGCCUCGCUGGGCAGCCUCAACAUCCCCUACAAGAUCGAGGCCGUGCAGAGUGAGACGGUGGAGCCCCCGCGGCCCUCGCAGCUGCACUUCAUGUACGUGGCCGCGGCCGCCCUCGUGCUGCUGCUGUUCGCGGGCUGCGGGGUGCUGCUGUCCCGCAAGCGCCGGCGGCAGCACGGCCAGCUCUGGUUCCCCGAGGGCUUCAAGGUGUCGGAGGCCAGCAAGAAGAAGCGGCGAGAGCCCCUCGGCGAGGACUCUGUGGGUCUCAAGCCCCUGAAGAACACCUCGGAUGGCGCCCUCAUGGACGACAACCAGAAUGAGUGGGGGGACGAGGAUCUGGAGACCAAGAAGUUCCGGUUCGAGGAACCAGUGGUGCUUCCCAACCUGGAUGACCAGACCGACCACCGGCAGUGGACCCAGCAGCACCUGGACGCCGCUGACCUGCGAGUGUCUGCCAUGGCCCCCACGCCACCCCAGGGUGAGGUGGAUGCCGACUGCAUGGAUGUCAACGUCCGUGGGCCUGAUGGCUUCACGCCCCUCAUGAUAGCCUCCUGCAGCGGAGGGGGCCUGGAGACAGGUGACAGCGAGGAGGAGGAGGACGCUCCAGCUGUCAUCUCAGACUUCAUCUACCAGGGUGCCAGCCUGCACAACCAGACAGAUCGCACUGGCGAGACGGCCUUGCACCUGGCCGCCCGCUACUCGCGCUCUGACGCCGCCAAGCGCCUGCUGGAGGCCAGCGCUGAUGCCAACAUCCAGGAUAACAUGGGACGCACCCCACUGCAUGCCGCCGUGUCUGCUGAUGCACAGGGCGUCUUCCAGAUCCUGAUCCGGAACCGAGCCACAGACCUGGACGCCCGCAUGCACGACGGCACGACGCCGCUGAUCCUGGCCGCCCGCCUGGCUGUGGAGGGCAUGCUGGAAGACCUCAUUAAUUCACACGCCGAUGUCAACGCCGUGGACGAUCUGGGCAAGUCAGCCCUGCACUGGGCCGCCGCCGUGAACAACGUGGACGCCGCAGUCGUGCUUCUGAAGAACGGGGCCAACAAGGACAUGCAAAACAACAAGGAGGAGACGCCCUUGUUUCUGGCCGCCCGGGAGGGCAGCUACGAGACCGCCAAGGUACUGCUGGAUCACUUUGCCAACCGUGACAUCACGGACCACAUGGACCGGCUGCCACGCGACAUUGCACAGGAACGCAUGCACCAUGACAUCGUGAGGCUGCUGGAUGAGCACAACCUGGUGCGCAGCCCCCAGCUGCAUGGCGCCCCCCUGGGUGGCGCGCCAACCCUGUCACCACCACUCUGUUCCCCCAAUGGCUACCUGGGCAACCUCAAGCCUGCCAUACAGGGCAAGAAGGCCCGUAAGCCCAGCACCAGAGGACUGGCCUGUGGUGGAAAGGAGGCCAAGGACCUCAAGGCGCGGAGGAAGAAGUCCCAGGACGGCAAGGGCUGCCUGCUGGACAGCUCGAGCAUGCUGUCGCCCGUGGACUCCCUUGAGUCACCCCACGGCUACUUGUCGGAUGUGGCCUCACCACCCCUCCUGCCUUCCCCAUUCCAGCAGUCUCCGUCCAUGCCUCUCAACCACCUGCCCGGCAUGCCCGACACCCACCUGGGCCUCAGCCACCUGAACGUGGCAGCCAAGCCUGAGAUGGCAGCGCUGGGUGGGGGUGGCCGGCUGACCUUCGAGGCCGGCCCCCCACGCCUCUCCCAUCUUCCUGUGGCCUCCAGCACCAGCACAGUCCUCGGUGGCAAUGGCAGCGGGGGUGCUGUGAAUUUCACCACGGGCGGGGCCACGAGCUUGAAUGGCCAGUGUGAGUGGUUGUCCCGGCUGCAGAAUGGCAUGGUGCCGAACCAGUACAACCCGCUGCGAGGGAGUGUGGUGCCUGGCACACUGAGCACACAGGCCCCUGCCCUCCAGCAUGGCAUGAUGGGCCCACUGCAUGGCAGCCUCUCCGCCAACACCCUGUCACAGAUGAUGAGCUACCAGGGCCUGCCCAGCACGCGGCUGACCACCCAGCCUCACCUGGUACAGACCCAGCAGGUGCCACAGCAAAACUUGCAGAUGCCGCAGCAGAACCUGCAGCCUCCGAGCAUCCAGCCACAGCAGAACCUGCAGCCACCGCAGCCGCACCUGGGCGUGAGCUCAGCUGGCGCUGGCCCCCUGGGCCGGAGCUUCCUGGGUGGGGAGCCAAGCCAGGCAGACGUGCAGUCGCUAGGGCCCAGCAGCAUGGCAGUGCACACCGUCCUGCCCCCAGAGGGCCAGGCCCUGCCAACGUCACUGCCGUCCUCCCUGGUCCCGCCCGUGACCUCCGCCCAGUUCCUGACCCCGCCGUCUCAGCACAGCUACUCCUCCUCGCCUGUGGACAACACCCCAAGCCACCAGCUGCAGGUGCCGGAGCACCCCUUCCUCACCCCAUCCCCCGAGUCCCCCGACCAGUGGUCCAGCUCGUCCCCACACUCCAACAUCUCCGACUGGUCCGAGGGCAUCUCCAGCCCGCCCACCAGCAUGCAGCCCCAGAUCGCCCACAUUCCGGAGGCCUUCAAGUAAACAGCCGCCGCCCCGUGGGACCCCAGCUUCCUUUCCCAAGCCCUGCGGGAGCUUGCUGCGCUCCAGAUGCCAGCUGACCAAAGGAGCCUUUUCUGGAAAACAUGUUUUUAUACAAAAUAAGAGAACAAGGAUUUUAAUUUUUUUUUUUUUUAGUAUUUAUUUAUGUACUUUUAUUUUACACUGAAACACUGCCUUUUUAUUUAUAUGUACUGUUUC